AUGCUGGGCCAGGUGUGGGAUAGCUUUGCAAAGGCGCCGAACGAGCGGCGGUAUAUCCAGCGGCUGGAUCGGUAUAUACUGGUGUAUGCGCUGCUGAGCUAUGGGUUGAAGAGUCUGGAUGUUAGUAAUGUGAGCAGUGCGUUUGUGAGCGGGAUGCAAGAGGAUCUGGGAUUAUAUGGGCAAGAAAGGAAUUUGUUUGAUACAUUUUUCAACGUCGGGUAUCUGAUAGGAUCGACGCCGUCGCAGGUGAUUAUCAACCGGAUCCGGCCGUCGUUGUGGAUUCCGGCAUGCGAGCUGGUGUGGAGUUCGCUGGUUGUGUUUAUUUCCGCAGCGCAGUCCGCGCGGACGAUAUACGUGAUCCGGUUCUUCCUCGGUCUGUUUGAGAGCUCGUCGUAUCCCGGGUUUGCGUAUAUCCUGGGAAGUUGGUACGGCCCCGACGAGCUGGCGAAGCGGAUGGGGGUGUACGACUGCGCGGGGUACAUCGCCAAGAUGUUUGCCGGGUAUAUCCAGGCCGGGGUGUAUUUCCUGCUGGACGGGGUGGGAGGGGUUGCCGGGUGGCGGUGGAUGUUUGUGAUUGAUGGGUUGAUUGGGAUUCCGGUUGCGCUGUGGGGGUUCUACAGUAUCCCUGAUUUCCCAAACAACACGCGGGCGCGGUGGUUGAGUGCGCGGGAGCGGGAGAUCAGUGUUGUGCGGGUGAAGUUGCAGGGGAAGGUGGAGCCGCGGAAGUUGACGGUGAAGCGGUUUGUGGACAUGUUUUUCCGGUCGUGGCGGCCGUGGCCGUUUCUGGUAUCGUACACGAUGCUGUGGAUCUCGGGCACGUCGAGCUACUUUAAUCUGUGGUUGAAGAGUCUGGGGAUAUACAGUGUGGAGGAGUUGAACAUCGUGCCGACGUUCGGGUACGGACUCGGGUUUUUGUCUGGGUUUUUGUUUGCGAAUCUGUCGGACCGGACGCGGGCGCGGUGGCCGUGGUUGUUUCUGGCGACGGGGUUCAGGCUGACGGGCUCGGUCUUGCUCGCGAUCUGGGAUCUUCCGCGGCAGGUGAUUUUCUUUGCAAACAUGUGCAGCUAUAUCGGGGAGCCGGUGUGGUCGCUGCUGAUUACGUGGGCGUCGGAGGAGUUUAGGGAUGAUGCGGAGCUGCGGGGGUUGCUGUGCGCGGUGGGGAAUACGAUUGGGGCCGGGUUUUCGCUGUGGUUGCCGCUGGUGCUGUUUCCGACGUACGAGGCGCCGCAUUAUAGGAUAGGGUAUAAGAUGACUACGGCGUUUGAUGUGGUUGAUGUGUGUGCGUUGUUUGCGUUUCUGUGGUUUGCGAAGCGGGAGAGGAGGAGGGGUGUGCAGAGGUAUGGGGGGGUGGAGGGAGAGAUGGAGGGAGAGAUGGAGAUGGAGAUGGAGUUGAUGAUGGCGAAGAGGGAGGGUGAUUAG
Myxozyma melibiosi is the source of this 1419-nucleotide messenger RNA. RefSeq names its product putative pantothenate transporter. The coding region runs from base 1 to 1419 and encodes 472 amino acids. Gene Ontology annotation, cellular component: membrane. NCBI's taxonomy places the organism in Eukaryota, Fungi, Ascomycota, Lipomycetes, Lipomycetales, Lipomycetaceae. Gene Ontology annotation, molecular function: transmembrane transporter activity. Gene Ontology annotation, biological process: transmembrane transport. The transcript is spliced from 2 exons. The record is from RefSeq and is a predicted model, not a curated record.